Danaus plexippus (monarch butterfly) is the source of this 1539-nucleotide messenger RNA. Its product is annotated as ubiquitin-like protein 4A. The transcript has 2 exons. Bases 162 to 620 code for a protein of 152 amino acids. The record is from RefSeq and is a predicted model, not a curated record. Lineage: Eukaryota; Metazoa; Arthropoda; Insecta; Lepidoptera; Nymphalidae. Gene Ontology annotation, biological process: post-translational protein targeting to endoplasmic reticulum membrane. Gene Ontology annotation, molecular function: protein binding.
UCUACAUUGAUUGAAAUGUCAUUUGUCAUAUAAUGAGACACCAAAAUAUCUUUGAAAAUUGAAAUGAUUAUUUUUGAUUUUUAACAAAAAAUCCAACGUAUUGAAUGUUGUUUUAAUUUGUAAAAACUAUAUAACAAACUGAAUCACAAUUCAGAGUCAUCAUGAAUAUCAUUAUAAAACAAUUAAAAGGUGGCGAGUGUUGUCUAGAGGUAUCUCCGGCGACAAAAAUUUUAGAAAUUAAGAAACAAAUCGCGACAGAAUUGAGGAUACCUAUUGAGGAACAGAAAUUGCUUCUGUUAGGGCGAGCUCUAGCAGACGAUCAGACGGUUCAGUCUUAUCCAUCUAUCAAAAAUGGAACGAAACUAAAUCUUGUGGUGAAGAAACCAGAGGGCUUAUUAGAAGCUUCUAUUAAAUAUUUUAAAAAGAAUGGUAUGUCAGACACUGAAGCAAGGAAUGCAGCUAACAAUUUGCUACAAGUAGUUGAUGAAAAAUUCAACAACUUAUCCUGGGACGACGUUGAGAGGUUAAGUUUUGACUGCAUGUUAGAGGAAUGUGGCCAUCCGCGGCCCACAGUGGAUCCUGACCAGGACAUGGAUUGUGAUGAGGCAUUUGGAUUGUGACCAAACUCUCUCAAUUUAUUGCAAUUAAUAGAAUGUCUUUUUGCAUUUUUGUAAUUCUACUUAAAAAGAGUUAUUGCAAUAGAUUUUACCAGAUCCUGAAAGACAAACAAUAAAACCUAAGCUCCAUUGUGAACUGUCCUAUUUGUUAAUAUGAAGAAAUGAAGAGUGUAUAUAAAUAUAUAAAAAAUAAUAAUUAGAUUCUCUAACACAAACCAUAUUUGGGAAAAGAUAUGUUUUUAAACUGAACUUAUUCUGUUUUAUAAGAUUUUUUUUUUUUAUUGGAAACAGAUAAUACAGCACAUUAACUUAUUUAACUUCCCAUGACUUUCAUUUCCAUUCUGAUGUUUAGGUUAAAUAGUAUCUACGAAUGUUGUAAAUAUUUUCUCAAAUAGGAAUACUUCUUGUAUUAGACUAAGAAACAUUACAGAAUAAUUUGUUGAACUUUUAUUAAAUGUUUCUAAGAUUUCCCCAAGUUGUAAUAAUAUUAGAAAUCACAUUUUUUUUAUUUUAAGUUAAAUAAGUCGUCUAUUUUAAGUAACACAAAGAUGAAAUUGAAAAUGUAACUAUUGAUUUACAGUUAAGUAUAAAGAUCGUAAUGUGUCAAUUUGUUGGAUAUAAGCAGCAAAUAAUAUGUUAGGAUAAAACAUGAUUUUGCUGUUUUUAAAAUUUAUCUGUCAAUGUUUAAACCAUUAACUAGUCCUUGGAGUCUAGGAGCUCAAGACCAUGUGUUUGCUUGUGAUUAGGAAUGUUGAAGACGUAAUAUAAUUCUCACUGAUUACUUCAUUCUGGUGCUCAUUGUGUGGGAAUCUUAUUAAUGAAUAGCAGUUAUAUCGUUUAUUGCUGCACACAAUAUAAUUUGGCGUUACUUUGUAUAAGGUUUUAUUCUCAAUUACCGCGUUUAAAUAAAACAUUAAAAAUA